GGCGUUUAAUAAAAUCACAAAUGUCAAAUUUUUAUAUUUCUUUUUGGUUAUUCGUUAUUUUAAAUUAUUUUAUUUUUCUGCUAUUUAAUAUUACUACAGUUUAAUAUGUCUUAUAAAGUGGAUCCCAAAGAAGUAUUAAUUUAUUUAAAUAAUCUAGGCUACACAAAUGUAACUGCUACUCAGCUAAAGGAAUUUAUUGUGGAUCUAAAAAAGCUAAUGAAGUAUGAUAAAAGAUAUAAUAUUGAGCGAGAGAAUGUUCUGCCAGAUCCUGAAGAAUCUGAAUAUUGCGAAUGUUCUGAAAAUAAAAUGGAUUUUACUGCAAACGAGUCAAUUUAUAAUGGUGGGAUACAAACAGGAUUAAAUAUUCCAUCUGAAAAGCCAACUAAUGCAAAUGUACUUGAUGCACAUAAAAAUAAACAUAUUUCUUUACAUAUAUAUGAGAGUAAAACAAAGAAGAAUGUUUUACAUGAACACUGUAUCCAUAUUAAUGAUAAUAGUAACUUUCAUUCACAUAAACAAGAUCUUAAUAAAGAAUCCGACUCUAGUAAUUUGCAUGGAAAUGUCUCUACAUUUUCUAGUACACAACCCGUUUCCUCUAGAUCUAGUAAGACAAGCGUGAAAGAUAAAAAAUCUAAAGUAUCAUUUAUACGACCCACGGUGUCCAAACCUUCAUUUAACAAAUGUGAUCCAGUAGCCUUAUAUCAUCAUUAUCAAUCAGAAUGGAAAAAAUCUAAAAUUCCUGGGCAAGAUAAGCGGGAAGAUUUAAGGUGGGCAAUUAGAGAAAGAAUGUGUGGUGGUCCUAAAGUUGAACUUAAAACAAGAGCAAUUAGUAGGAGAUGUAGCUCAUGUAGAUAGCAGACGGAUAGUUUUACGUAAACUAAAUAAGUUUAAAACAGACAAUUUAAAAUAUAUUUUUUUAAUAUAUAAGACAUAUAACAUAUUGACGGAAAUUGUUAAAUAAACAAUAAGAGUUAAAAGAAAAUGCACAAACGAAAAAUAGGGGAAAAAUGCUUUUUAUUUUUACUUCCACUUGUUCUAGAUAUCAGUUUUAACAUUUAUGAGCUUAGUAACAUCCUUUAAUCAAGGGUAACAUCAAAAUUAAUAUUAUUGAUUAACAGAAAGUUUCUUUAAUAAACUCAUAAC
Sitophilus oryzae (rice weevil) is the source of this 1143-nucleotide messenger RNA. RefSeq lists its product as uncharacterized. Lineage: Eukaryota; Metazoa; Arthropoda; Insecta; Coleoptera; Curculionidae. Gene Ontology annotation, biological process: cilium assembly. The record is from RefSeq and is a predicted model, not a curated record. Gene Ontology annotation, cellular component: non-motile cilium; centriole. The coding region runs from base 106 to 855 and encodes 249 amino acids. The transcript has 4 exons.